AUGGCAUCCCCUGCGGUCAACAUUGAUCCAGAUGAUCCGGUACCAUUUGCACAGAAUAAUAAAGUUAUUGUUGAGCAACCCAAAACGGAUCAUGAUAAUUGGUCAAAUACUGUUAAUGUACCAGUACCACUAGAUUCACUAUGUGACCCUGAUGAUCCUGUAAACCCAAUACCAUCUCUUCAGUUAGAACGAAAAGAGCGAAUACUUAAAGGGGCAUUCCAACCAAAAUUAAAAAUGUAUCCCAGGACACAGUUUGGAAAUAGAGCACGGAGUUUCCAAAGUUCCUGGUAUGAUGAUUUUAGCUGGUUAGAAUAUAGUGUGAAACUUGACAGAGCAUUUUGUUUCGUAUGUCGGAUGUUUAAUACAGCUCCAGGGUUAAAUGCCGGACAAGUAGACUUUGCUUUUUCACAAAAAGGUUUUAAAAAUUGGAGUACUUCUACUACAAAAUUUAAAAAACACCAAAAUUCAAUCUCCCAUAAUUUUAGCAUGACAGCGUAUCAUAACUUUUCAAAUUGUAAACCAAUUGAUGUUACCUUGGAUGAAUCUAGAUUAGUAUCUAUUAGUGAAAGAGAAAAGCAGCGUUUGCACAAUCGUAACAUCAUGCAUCGAUUGAUAGAUAUUACUUUGUGUUUAGCUAAAAGUGGCAAACCAUUUAGAGGGCACUUAGAAAAAAGUUCAGAUGUGUGUAAGGGUUUAUUUUUAGAUAUUGUGGACAUUUUAAAAAAAUAUGAUUUAACUUUGCAAAAACAUUUGGAAAAAGGGCCGCAAAAUGCUAAGUACUUGAGCAACCAUAUACAAAAUGAUUUAUUGACUUCUAUCAACAAUGUAAUGAAACGAAGUAUUGAAAAAAAAAUAAACAAUCGCCUCGUCACGAUAAUGGCCGACGAAACUAGUGACGUGGGACACCAUGAACAGAUGGCUGUGGCUGUACGCUACUUUGAUGAAGAUUUAUGUAAGCCCGUUGAGCAAUUUAUUGGUAUUCAACCUGUAUGUUUUGAUGGAGCUUCAGCUAUGAGUGGAAAAUUUAAUAGUGUACAGUCUAAAGUCAAAGAAAUCAAUCCAUCUGCAAUGUAUGUUCACUGCUAUGGCCAUUGCCUAAAUCUGCUAAUUUACAGUUUCAUUGAAGGGAGUCCAGUGAGGCAUGCUGUUUUUGAAAAAAUUGUUAAUGAAACAAAUUCCAGAUUGAAAACUCUCAAAACACUUUCAACAACUAGAUGGGCAUGUCGUGCGGAAGCUGUUACAGCUGUAGAAAAAAACUUUUCUUCUGUUAUUCAGUGUCUUGAAGAAAUUUCUGAAAACACUAAAUAUUCAGAGGUGAGGGCUAAAGCAAAUGUGCUCAAUUACAAGCACCCAACUUGA
Rhopalosiphum maidis (corn leaf aphid) is the source of this 1359-nucleotide messenger RNA. Its product is annotated as zinc finger MYM-type protein 1-like. NCBI's taxonomy places the organism in Eukaryota, Metazoa, Arthropoda, Insecta, Hemiptera, Aphididae. The record is from RefSeq and is a predicted model, not a curated record. The coding region runs from base 1 to 1359 and encodes 452 amino acids. The transcript is spliced from 6 exons.